AUUUUAUUCGAGAGUUACUGCCCGUUGUGUCAAGGAAACAUGUAAACUUCCUCUGAGAUUUUUUUUUAUUAUUGAACUCAUAGAACGGCCUAAAUAUUUAUUUUUGUGCCAUGGCAUUAAGUUAAACAUGUUUAAUAUGUUUAAAUAAUAUGUAUACUUCAUGUAAUAACAUUAUAACUGAAAUACCGUGCGAAAUAAAUCUGGACAAAAACAAACAACAUGGCGGCCAGUGCCAAAAUGUCGUUUAAUCAUUAUCAAAAUGGAAAGUACGGUACAUUGCCACAGAAUACAAACAACGAUAUGGAGGUUACACAGGAUAUGCAUCUUAAGAUGUCAAAAAAGAUUGCACAGCUGACAAAGGUUAUCUAUGCGCUGAAUACUAAAAAUGAUGAACAUGAAGCUGUGCUCCAACAAAUCAAAGAACAACAUGAGGAAGAAUUACAGCAGCUACUGCAAGGAAACAAAAAGAAAAAAUUGCCCAGUUUAAAGAGAAGAUAA
This is a messenger RNA of Ruditapes philippinarum (Manila clam), 498 nucleotides long. Its product is annotated as protein FAM184A-like. The transcript is spliced from 2 exons. NCBI's taxonomy places the organism in Eukaryota, Metazoa, Mollusca, Bivalvia, Venerida, Veneridae. The coding region runs from base 220 to 498 and encodes 92 amino acids. The record is from RefSeq and is a predicted model, not a curated record.